Dentiscutata erythropus is the source of this 657-nucleotide messenger RNA. Lineage: Eukaryota; Fungi; Glomeromycota; Glomeromycetes; Diversisporales; Gigasporaceae. The record is from the annotation of a GenBank genome assembly.
AUGACAGAUAAUUUUUCAAAUUUAAAAUUACAACAACCUUCCGGUGAAGAUGGAAAAUCUUAUAGAGAUAUGGUUUAUAAUAGGAUUUUGAAGUCUCGUAAAACUGGUGUACCAACUGUUGAUUACGAUACACUCGUGACUAAUUGUCGAGAAUUAGAAUUAAGUCACCGAAUAGAUGAUAAAAAACUUCAAGAGUAUAUUCAAAUUACUGAUCAAGUGAUUGAACUUAACGAACAAACUUUGAAUGAACUUGAACGAAGACAUAAACAAAUUAGUUCAGCACUUCAUGAUCAAAAAAUGAGAGAAAUUGAACAUAAACAAGAAAUCAUUGAUUUGAUGUAUAGAGAUAUUUCAAUGAAAAAAGAAUCGAAUAAUGAUAAAAUUACGUUUGACGAUGAAUCUAAUGAUUUGAUAUCUUGGGAUGAACAAAUGGAGAAAGAUUAUUCAACUCAUAAUAUAGAAGAUAGAAAAGAAAUUGUUAAGAAAUUUGAUAAUGAAACGGUGAGUAAUGAUGGAAGUCAACAGAAUUAUUUUGAUGGAAAAGGUUCAGCGGCAUCUAGAGAAGGGAAUAAAAGAGGAUAUAGGGAAAAAAUGGGAGCAUGGGAUAAAAAAAAAGGGUUUAACGAGAAGAAAAGUGAGAAUUCAUCGUGGACAUAG